Molecule: messenger RNA, 1527 nt
Organism: Xenopus laevis (African clawed frog)
Lineage: Eukaryota; Metazoa; Chordata; Amphibia; Anura; Pipidae
Gene: was.L
Product: WASP actin nucleation promoting factor L homeolog
Biological process (GO): defense response; actin filament organization; immune response
Cellular component (GO): nucleus; cytoplasm; cytoskeleton
Molecular function (GO): identical protein binding; actin binding
Source: RefSeq, marked provisional
AAAAGAGAGAGGCAGCUCCAAGCAUGAGUCGAGGGGGGCCUAAAACUGGAGCCCGUCUGCAGGACAAUGUCUCUUCCAGCCUCCUUUUGCCCCAGGAGAACCAGAAAGUAUUCCAGCUGCUUGGACGGAAGUGCACGACGCUGGCAACCACAGUGGUUCAGCUGUUGGUGGCCCAUGGCAGUGAUCGGUGGGCAAAGCAAUUUGUGGGGGUCCUGUGUUUGGUGAAGGACAAUCCCAGGCGUUCCUACUUCUUCCAGCUGUUUGACCUGCGGGACGAGAAGAUGGUGUGGGAGCAGGAGAUAUACGAGCAGCUAAAAUACAACACUCCCCGUCUCUACUUUCAUAUCUUCUGCUCCGAUGAUUGCCAGACUGGGCUCAAUUUUGCAGAUGAGGGUGAAGCUGCAGCUUUUCAAUUGGUUGUAGAAGAGAAACUAAAGAAGAAACAGCACAGACAAGACAGACGGCAAAAUUUACCUCCUCCUCCUCCAGUAUCAGAUGAUCGACGAACCUCUCUACCCCUGCCACCACCACCAGGACCAGGACCUUUCCCUAAUGGACCCACCAGCCCGCAGCCUCUGGCCCCCUCCCAAAGCCUUAACAUGCCGGCAGUCAGCAUCCCCAACCCAGAUAUCACUUCUGCCAGGUACCGGGCCUUGAGUGCGCCCACUGACAAGGACAAGAACAAGAAAGGGAAGAAGAAGUUCUCCAAGGCUGAUAUUGGAGCACCGAGUGGCUUCAAGCAUGUCAGUCACGUUGGCUGGGAUCCCAACAGUGGGUUUGAUGUGAACCAGCUGGAUCCCGACCUUCGUGAUCUAUUCAGCCGCGCAGGCAUCAGUGAUGCUCAGCUAAAAGAUGCAGAAACCUCCAAACUCAUCUAUGACUUCAUUGAGCAGCAGGGUGGGGUGGAGGCAGUGAAGAUGGAGAUAAGGAAAGCAGAGCCUGCACCUCCACCACCUCCUCCUUCCCGCAAUGCACCUCCAGCACCUUCCCACAGUCGCGGACGGACUGGCCCAUUACCGCCACCUCCAGUUCGUGGGUCAAGUGCUCCCCCACCUCCUCCUCCAUCCCGAAGCACCCCACCUCUUCCACCUCCAACUGUACGCUCUGGAGGUCCCCCACCCCCACCUCCCCCACCCCCACCAUCAGCCCCAGUUCUGCCUGCAACAAGUGGCCCAGCACCUCCUCCACCCCCUCCUCUGUCAGGAAACCAGAGCACCCCAACCCCAACACCUUCAGGAGGACGUGGCGCCCUUUUGGAUCAGAUUCGUCAGGGGAUCCAGUUGAAUAAGGUCACAGAUUCUGCAGAACCUCCUCCAUCUCCUCAGCCCAGCUCUGAGGGGUUAGUGGAUGCUCUGAUACAUGUCAUGCAGAAACGCAGCAAAGCCAUUCAUUCAUCAGAUGAUGAUGAGGAAGAUGGAGCUGAUGAUGAUGACGAUGAUGAAUGGGAGGACUGAUUGUUGACUCUUUUUGAUUAAUGUGAUUUGUCCCUUAAAGAGAUACUACAACCAAAAUAAACAUGUUUGUAUA